AUGGCACAGGUGAUCAAUGCUGUGACAGCAGGAUUGGCGACCACUACUGAACUAGAUGAGGCCUUCGCGAAGUUCCUAGAGAGUCCCGGCUGGCGAGAACUGCAGACCCGAACGGCACGACGAAUGUGCGAUGGAUCCUACACCUUUGGCGAGCUCUCAACAGAUGCACCACCGCAUCUGAAAUUUGCUGAAGGCCUCGUUCAAAGGUUGAUCGGACACUUGCAGACAAGCAAUCCAGGCAGCGCAAUCAUCCCCCUACAAGCCUUCCUGUGCCUGUACGAGGAUGGGGAGGACGCAUGUCCAAAUCACGUGCACGACUGUCGGCAGCUGACGCUCUCCUUGGGCGCUGAAAGGGAGGUGGUUGUGGAGGGGCAACGAAUGAUGAUGAGGCACGGCGAUAUCUUGGUGCUGGACGGCGAGCGGCACGGGGUGCCAGCGCAGCGGAACAGGUCCAGUCAGUCCAGGGUGUCCGUGAAUAUUUUUUUCACCACCGGCAGCGACCAAGCUUCAAGACCAGUGAGUGUAAAUCAUCAAAAGGGUGCUGGCUAUCAGAGAUCUGGUGGUGGCAAAGGACGGGGAAAGAGCAAUGGAGACAAUGGACAGGGCCAGGGCAAGGAUGGCAGAAGCAUGGCCUUCAACAGCUCGAGCUCCAUGGAGCACCUGGAUCUCUGGGAAGAGAUUCAAAAGCCAAAGCCAAAGAAGCUUAAGGCCAAAAAGUCGAAGAAAAGAAACGCCGAAGCCCAGGCGACGCCCGGAUUGGACAGUUUGCAGUCUGCCUAUGACGCAAGCUCCGAGGAAGGAGUGCCUGGCAAGAAGAAACGAACGGCGAGCAACAAGGAGCAAACCUUGGCCUGGCCAAUGAGCUGGACCUGGUUGCUGAGCCGGACUCAGCAGCAUCCCGAGUUCCGAGCGCCAACGAUAGCCUCGGGUACCAGAUGGGCUGAGGAGACCGACAAACCAGAAGAUGUCCAGCAACCCUUGGCCGUGGCCAUUGCGACCUCUUUGGUGUAUGUUGGAAAUCUCGCCAGCGGCUAUGAUUCCAGACACCUGGCACGAGUCGCUGCGGUGGACGAGAAAGGCGAGAUUCUGCUGGACCUUCACGUCAAACCGCGCAGCAAGUUGCUGGACUGUCGCACGCACAUCACUGGUAUCAAGGAAGAGGCGCUCCGUGAGAGCUUCGGAGCGGUGACCUUUGAGGAGGUGCAGCAGAAAUUGCUGGAGCUGCUGAGGCCGCGCACCAUCCUGGUGGGGCAUCGCUUGAGCAGCGAUUUGGAGGCAUUGCAGCUCUUUCACGGACCCUUGGUUGAUGUUGCUUUGUUGUUUGCUGUGGACACGCGCAAAAAGUACCAGUACCAUCCGCUUCGAUACAUUGGCGAACAGGUGCUCUUGAUCGCUACCAAACCUGAAGAAGUGGAGUUCCAACCGCAAGAUGCCGUGGACUCCGCUCGGCUUGCGAUGAGGCUAGCUUUGCAUGAAUCCACUCAAUCAGUGCCAACACCCGCCUUUCCUCCACGGGAAGGCAGCGGACGAGAGUUGGUGGUUCGACACAUCCCUGCAAGUUGGGGCAAGGAAGCUGCUCUCAGAUUGAGCAAAGUCUUGGGAGUCGGAGAGGUGCAAGUCCGUUGGAUCCUGAACGAUCUCGACCCAAGUGACUGGAGGGGGGAGGCGGUGAUCUUUUUUUCCCAUUCCGACCAGCGAGACGACGUCUUCAAAGCAGUGAAGGGCCUCACGGACGUUCACGUCCAGUGGGAAGAUGCACCGAAUGCUCCUCCCCUGGGUGCUUUCUUGUCCGAGCAGGCCCUUGUGGAAGCCUUUUCCAGAUUUGGCAUGGUGGUUUGCGCGCGAAUACCCCGGCGCCCAACGACUCAGGAACCUCAAUCCUUUGCUUUCGUCUCCUACUUGGACGGUGAGGAUGCUCACAGAGUCUCCAAAAAGCCUUCCGUAGAGGUGCCCAUCACCGACACGUGGCAACUGGAAUUGAAGCCCAGGCUGGCCAAGUACGGCAACAGCAGUGACAAGCGCGUGGCUGGCUCAAGGGCUCGCUCAAGCGAUUUUACGUGUCCCACCUUGAGACCAGUCCCCCUGGUCACCUAUGAUGGAGCCUCUGGUACCACGACCUCCGAAGGACCCGAAGGACGCGCCUGGAAAGCCGAUCCGGAAGAGGACAAGAAGCCAUCACUGGAGAAAUUGGUGGAAGAAAGGGAAGCGCGAAAGCAAACUCGCUCAAAGUUCCAUGGUCGGGCGUUAGAGUGGAGCCGGCAAGGAGAUUCUGAGAUGCGGAUUGACGUCAAGGAGUUUGCCGCCCUGUUCGAUGACACACCCACUGACCGGAGGCAAUCGAUUCCGAUGACAGAAGAUUCCCUGGGAGCCUCACGUCUUCCAGAAGGGGUCGCUGUCAAAGCUGGGCUCGAUGAUGAUGUUGGCUUUGAUUGGAUCCAUUUGAUCAAGAGGGCGGAACUCCUGGGAUUGUCUUCAUAUCAUGCGAUGUGGGAGGUCUGCAGCCUGGAUCAGAAAAGAGGCGGAGGUGUCUGCGAAUGGUGUGGCAAAGCUCGUAGAGAAGGCAGACAGCGAGCAUCUCGGAUGCGACCAGCCGAGUUGGAGAUGAGUGUAGAUGGUCAAACACUGCAGGGAGACGAGGACACCAUUUGGAAACUGUUGAAUGCUGCUAGUGACGCAAGUGCCGACCUCGCUCCCAUCCUCGACAAAAUUCGCACGGAUGAUGUGGUCGUUGAUGGCAGUAAAACCAUGAGUGGCGACGGCACUUGGGUCGGCGAAGCCGAAAACAAGGUGACAUCAGUGGACAUGGCGAAAGUUCAAGCGCCCACGCGGAUACGGGAGAAGGCCUACCAUCCGACCAAAGGUGGCAAUGCAAACCAUUCGGGCUAUUCUCCAUUCGUGGGAGUCGCUGAUCUUUCAUUUCCUUCAUGGACCUUUGUUCAUCCGGAGGUUCAGCCCAAAGGCUUCCGCACAGCAGCACGCAGAGUUUUUCAUGGCUCGCCACUGAUAGACGCAGAUUCCAACGUGUACAUCCAAAGCACCUCGGGCUGGAUCUUCUCCCUGACCAAGGACGGAACACUCCGAUGGUCAUUCGAUCUCAAUUCUGAAGACCCACAAAAUCCAAGUAAUAUGGCCUUGUUAGAUGGCAUAGCCUUCGUCUGUACCGAAGAUGGGGUGGCCUGGGCCAUUGAUCUGGUCGCAGGCCUUGAGAGGUGGAGGAAAAAGAUCGCGACCCACUGCUCGACCGAUCCGUUCUCGAUUACAACAGCUAGUGGAGUGAUCUUGAUCCCCUGCAAUCCUGAAAAUGGAGAUGAACCUGACUCCAUGGAUGGUAGCGCUGCGAUUUGCGCAGUGUCAGAGAAGGAUGGUAGCCCAAAGUGGACCUAUUCCUUGAGUCGGUAUGACAGCAAAGGGUACAACUUGGCUCCCAGCAUCGUGGGAGACACGGUCUAUUUCAGUGACCUGGCUGGCUCGUCGUAUGCAAUCUCCUUGGAGGAUGGCAAGGAACUCUGGCGACACCCGGGUCCCCAAGAUGCCACCUUUUCGACGGCCUCUGCUGUCGUUGGGCAUGAUGGCCGUUUGUACAACGCCUUCAACGUCGGCCGUGGGGCAAAUUUGAAGGGAACUCUACGGAGCCUGGAUCUUCAGUAUGGAGAUAUUGUUUGGUCCAGAUCUUUUCCGGAAGGACUGAAUGCGGCCCCUGCUGUCGGACCUGUGGGUCCCAAGAAUCAGACGGUGGUGAUUGUGGCCUUGGGAAGUAACCCGGAGUGUUUGCCCGAACCUGUGAUCGGCACGCGGAAGCACACAGAAGUGCUGGCCCUGGAUGCGGAAAGUGGUGAAACCCUGUGGACCUUCACCGCGCCAGAAUAUUCUCUUUCCUGCGCAGGUAACACGCCCACAGAGAUUUGCUGUCCCAGCAUGUGGAGCCAGCCCACGCUGGCGCUUGAUGGGCGAGUCUAUGUGAACUGGUCCGGAGGCAAACUUUUUGCGCUUCUGGAUGCGAAUGGUGAUGGAAUCAUCGAUGCGAACAACCCUAGCGAGUUCUCGUUCUACCACCAUGGGAAGGGCUCCAACAGCCAGACGGCGAUGGCACCGGGGCUCAUGGUGGCGGCCGUCUGCAACCAGGUCUUGGGCUACCUGGACUGA
Messenger RNA from Cladocopium goreaui, 4143 nucleotides. The record is from the annotation of a GenBank genome assembly. Lineage: Eukaryota; Dinophyceae; Suessiales; Symbiodiniaceae.